GAUUUUGCUUAUGUUAGAAUUCUCGGCAUAGAAGCCCGGCACCAACAAAGACACAAGUAUACCUGGGUAGGGUAAGAUGUGCGCAUUGGCCAAUGAAUAUCUAGUGUUUACAUAGUAUACUCCACCACAGCACCGAUUUUUUUUCACCAUCCCCUGUCUUGUCUUGGCUUGGACUAAGAAGACUUAUUAAGCCAUUCAUGGACAUGCUUAACUCAAGUGCGGUGUAAGUCUCUAGCAUCGAACCCCUAUAGUUAUAGGUCUAGGCUAGGUCAACAACAACACCACCAUGGCUUCACAUACUCCAGACGGCGAAGGGGCUGCUCCUCGCGAUAGCCAUACUAUCACCGAGCGCACUCCACUCUUAUCAGACUCCCCAUCUGCAUCUACCUCUGCCUCCGUAUCCGAGAGCAGCACCAUCACCAGCACCCCCAGCUUCCAAUCCGAGCUGUACCUCCUCACAUCAUACUCCCUCCCCCUCAUCACCACCUACCUCCUGCAAUACUCCUACAGCGUAAUCACCACCUUCGUCGCGGGGCACCUCAGCGCCUCCGCCCUCGCCGCCGCCAGCAUCGGCAUGACAGCCAUGAACAUCGUCGGCUUCGCCACCAUCGAGGGCAUGGCCACCGCCCUCGACACCCUCUGCGCGCAGGCCUACGGCUCCGGCAACCUCCCCGGCGUGGGGCUGCACGUGCAGCGGAUGCUCCUCGUCAUGGCGCUUGCCAUCGUGCCCAUCGCCGCUAUCUGGGCGUUCUCGCCGUGGAUUUUAUCCUUCUUCGUGCGCCAGCCCGAGCUCGCCGUCAUGGCGGGCUCUUUUUUACGGGCUAGUAUUCUGGGGCUGCCGGGGUACGCGGGCUUCGAGGCCGGCAAGCGCUUCCUCCAGGCGCAGGGCGCGUUCCGUCCCGCGAUGCUGGUGCUGCUCGUCUGCACGCCCGUCAACGCGCUGCUGAGCUGGCUGCUGGCCUUCCGGCUGGCCAUGGGGCUCGAGGGCGCGGCGCUCGCCGUCGCGAUCACGAAUACCCUGCGCCCCCUUCUCCUCCUCUUAUACAUCGCCUCGCCGUGGGGGAAGUGGUCUCGGUGUUGCUGGGGCGGCUUUUCCCGCGACGCGCUGGCGGUGCGCAAAUGGGGACCGGUUAUCAGACUCUCGUGCGCGGGGUCGGCGGUGAAUCUGGGCGAGUGGUUCGCGUCGGAGGUGCUGUCGUUCAGCACGGCGUACCUGAGCACGCGGCACCUCGCCGCGCAGUCCGUGCUGACGACCGUCUCCAUCAUGUCGUGGCACAUCCCCUUCUCCGUCAGCGUUGCCGUCAGCACGCGCAUCGGGCACCUCGUGGGCGCGGGGCUGCUGCCUACGGCGCGGCGUGCGGCGCUACUAUACUCGGUGGUUUUCACGGUGAUCGGGGUGGUCGAUGGGGGCGUUAUCUUUGCGCUGCGAGAUAGUCUGCCCCCGUUUUUUUCGGAUGACAAGAGGGUUUGUGAGCUCGCGGCAAACACGAUGCUCACGGUUGCGGUGUUCCAGGUCAUCGACUCGAUUAUUAACUGCACCAACGGUCUGCUGCGCGGCCUCGGGCGCCAGGGGUUCGCCGCGUGGGUCGUCUUCGCGGUCAACUACCUCGGGGCCGUUCCCCUGGCUAUGUGGCUCGAGCUGGGGUCGCCUGGCUGGGGGCUGCAGGGGGUGUGGAUCGGGCUCGGGUGCGGCAUGGUGGUGAUUGCUGUGGUCGAGGGGAUCUAUAUGAAGAUGAUGCGGUGGGAGGAUUGCGUGGAGAGUGCGAAGGAACGGGAGGAGGGUGAGUAGAUGCGGAGAGUUGCCCUUGCGACUCGGUUCUUGGUUAUUUAUAUAUACGUGCCUGCCUUUUAGCAUAGAAGUGAUAUUUUAGGGGCGAUGGUGUCGAAGAUCCCUUAUGGGUAUUGGUAAGAUGCCU
Messenger RNA from Hypoxylon fragiforme, 1916 nucleotides. Its product is annotated as MATE efflux family protein. Lineage: Eukaryota; Fungi; Ascomycota; Sordariomycetes; Xylariales; Hypoxylaceae. Gene Ontology annotation, biological process: xenobiotic detoxification by transmembrane export across the plasma membrane. The transcript has a single exon. Bases 287 to 1789 code for a protein of 500 amino acids. The record is from RefSeq and is a predicted model, not a curated record. Gene Ontology annotation, molecular function: antiporter activity; xenobiotic transmembrane transporter activity. Gene Ontology annotation, cellular component: membrane.